AUGAACAACAUCAUUGACGAUGAUGUUAAUGGUAGUAAUGGUCAUACAACGACGGGUAUGACAUUACAAUCAAUGCCUGUUGUUGAUGUACCUCAGACACAGACACAGACACAGACUACGACGAUGACGUCGGCAGGCUCCACACCAACAACACCUAGACUGCCGAGGAGUGACUCGUUUGUACAGGAGUUUGAUACAGUGCCACAGAGCGAUGUGUAUACAGAUAUAUAUGGCUUUAGAUAUAGUAUAGCAGAGAGUUCAGAGACGAUAAAGAUCAUGGAGAACUUGGAUAUGGUUGAUAAUGCCGAGCACAAGGAGGAAUGGUUCCAUUUUAUACGCAACCGCUGCGAAGAUGACUGGGACAAGCUUGUUCGUUUGGAGAAUGACAAGUCAUUCCUCGAGCUCCUAAACAGAGGUGUGCCGGCAGUCUACCGCAAGAGGGUAUGGCUGUCAUUCCUCAAGCUCUCCUCACUCGAGGAGUUCAAGAAGGAGUACUUCAAGUUGCUCAAGGAAAAGGAGGAGGAGCCAAAGGCCUAUGACUACAGGACAGAGAUCAAGUUGGACAUUGAGAGGACAUUCCCUACACAUCUGUUGUCCGAGGACAUGGACUUCAAGGAGAAGAUACAAAACAUACUCUACGUGUACAGCAUCAACACUACAAAGGGAUACUGUCAAUCAUUGAACUAUAUUGCAUAUAUGCUACUUCUAAUCGUUAACAAUGAGGAGGAGUCAUACUGGUGCCUGAACCACAUCGCCGACAACAUACUUCCAGACUAUUAUACACCAACGAUGCUUGGUGCACAGAUUGAUCAACAGGUGUUCUAUGACCUGCUAUGUGAGAUGUUCCCAGAACUGAUGAACCACUUCAAGAGCAUCAGUGUUGUCAUCCAAAUUCUAACCAUCGAAUGGUUCCUCUGUCUAUUCUCAACAAUACUACCUGCACAAUACGCAUUGAUCAUAUGGGAUAACUUGUUUGUCCGUGGAAGUAGGGUACUGCUGGAGAUUGGUCUGGCAUUCAUAGAGAUGAACAUAGAUGAUCUGAUGAAAUCAAGGUCUCACUCAGAGGUCGUAUCAAUACUUAACUAUCAACAUAAUCCAGACAAGGUGUUGCUGACAAUCCAGCAAUCGGCCAAGCGAAUAGGAGUUGUACUCUCCAAGAAGAAGAUACAGGAUCUUAAGCUAAAGCAUUGGCAGAUCACCAAGAAGCAGGUCAAAGACAACGAGGAGCUCAAAGAUAUCAAGUACCUCAUGAAGGUCACCUCAUUGAGCAUUGGCAAACUCAAAGGAUUAAAGUCAGAGUUUGAUGUACUUUCACAUGAUGGCACAGGCAUUGGCUAUCUCCAGUUCCAUCAGAUCAUCCUUCGAUUCUUCCCAGACUGGAGAGAGCUGGACGAGAAGUCUGGUGGAAAUCUACGCACACUAAUGGAGAAGAUGUUCAAUGCAAUGGACGAGGACAAUGACAGUCUAUUGAAUUUCAAAGAGCUGGUAAAGGGUAUAUCAAUAUUGUCACAAGGAAAGUUUGAUCAGAAGCUCAGAUUGAACAAGGACUACUUGACAAAGAGUGAGGUCAAGUCGAUGAUUGAGGUGGUGCAUCAGAUAUUCUUCAAGGAUAAGAAUACAAAGGAGUUGAAUGAGAAGUCAGAGUUCUUUUUGGAGAACAUGGAGGACAAGAUCACAUUGGAUGGCUUGAAGCGACUGACACAACAAUAUCCAUUGAUUAUGGAGAGCUUCCAAACGCCAGACUCGCACACCUAUACAUCCACAUCAGAGGUCACUGGCAGUAUCAAGAAGAGAAGCAAUUCAUUCCACUUGCUAGACGAAGAUCGACUUCAACAACACGCAUCAUCAUCAACAACAUCAACAACUACAACCACUCCAUCAUCAAACAAGAACAGCAGGAACAGUGCCAAUGCCAGUAUCAGCAGCAGCAUUGGAAACAACAAAGAUAACAACAAAGAUAACAAAGAUAACAAAGAUAACAACAACAAGGAUAAUGGUGUGGAUGGUGUCGCGACAACUGGUGAUACUCCAUCGAAACAAAAGAAAGAGAAGAAAUCAAGUAGCGAUCCACCCCUUCUACUGCUAAAGAUGCUCAAUAACGCAGCGACCAUUGGUAACAGGGACAAGAACAAACCGCCAGUCAGUCUGUCCAAGGCCAUCGAUGAUGGUCCAUGUAAUUUAAUGUAA
This is a messenger RNA of Acytostelium subglobosum LB1, 2187 nucleotides long. RefSeq lists its product as hypothetical. The transcript is spliced from 7 exons. The record is from RefSeq and is a predicted model, not a curated record. Lineage: Eukaryota; Evosea; Eumycetozoa; Acytosteliales; Acytosteliaceae. The coding region runs from base 1 to 2187 and encodes 728 amino acids. Gene Ontology annotation, molecular function: calcium ion binding.